Molecule: messenger RNA, 951 nt
Organism: Lodderomyces orthopsilosis Co 90-125
Lineage: Eukaryota; Fungi; Ascomycota; Pichiomycetes; Serinales; Debaryomycetaceae
Gene: APA2
Product: bifunctional AP-4-A phosphorylase/ADP sulfurylase
Exons: 1
Coding region: 1-951 (316 amino acids)
Biological process (GO): nucleotide metabolic process
Molecular function (GO): ATP:ADP adenylyltransferase activity; ATP binding
Source: RefSeq, a predicted model, not a curated record
AUGUCCAACUAUAGUUUACCAUCUGACUUCUACACAAUUUUAAGUGAAAAAUACCAACAAGCGCUGGAAUCUCAGAAUGUUUUGUUCAAUGGGGAUGCAGUAGUGAAUGAAAUUGAGCUGAUCCCAGUUGGUGACAAGACUGCAAAUAUCCAAUUGACGAUGUUGACCUCAUUGAUGCAUAGACCCGAAAAAGGUGAUGAGAAUUCCAAUCCUUUUGGCAAACCAGAACCGGAGCUUACAAUUCUUGAUAAGUACGGACCUGACCACCAAUUUAGAAUUGUCUUCAACAAGUUUCCGGUGAUUUCCAAACAUUUCUUAAUGGUGACAAGGACCUUCAAACACCAAAACACCCCGCUCUCUGAGACAGAACUAUUUGCAACGUAUAAUAUUUUGGUGGAGCUAGCUAAACAGAGUCCCUCAGAGGAAGAUUGGUUUGCAUUUUAUAACUGUGGACCCGAGAGCGGUGCUUCUCAACCACACAAACAUAUACAGUUUAUGAAGACGCCUCCACGAGGUAAAUUUGAGCCCUAUGCUGAGCUCCUUUCAAAGAAUGAUUCUGUCCCUGCAAAUACUCAAAAGCCAUUACAAGACAAGAAUAUUCCUUUUGCACAUUAUUUAAUUCGUUUAAGUGAAAAGGACGUUGAUGAAGAGAAUUUAGCCACUUCAUUUAUCUCACUUUUCCAACACUCAAUGAAUGUUCUUAAAGAAAAUGAUCAGCACCACAUUUCGUUCAAUUUCAUCAUGACCACAAAGUACAUGCUUAUGGUACCACGGUCAAGUGCAAAAUUUGAGGACAAAUUGGGAAUUAAUGCAUGUGGAGUAUACGGUCUCAUCUUGUGUAAAAACCAAGAGUUGUUUGAUAUGGUGAAGGAAAUUGGUGCUUUAAAAGUUUUAGAGAAUGUCUGUUUGCCAAAUGCAUCAGAACUUCAUGUAGAUGAAUAUAGCUAUUAG